This is a messenger RNA of Conger conger (European conger), 2396 nucleotides long. RefSeq names its product myosin-binding protein H-like. The transcript has 18 exons. Bases 100 to 2055 code for a protein of 651 amino acids. Gene Ontology annotation, molecular function: protein binding. The record is from RefSeq and is a predicted model, not a curated record. Lineage: Eukaryota; Metazoa; Chordata; Actinopteri; Anguilliformes; Congridae.
GAACCCAGUCGCUAUAUAAAGUUGACAUCCCCCAGCCCCCGGGAGACACUUUAGGCUACCCCCAAAAGGCGGACUGUCACACCGGGAUCUCCAGCAAACAUGCCAUUCAAGGCUGUCAUCAAGAAGGCGCCGUCGAAGAAGCCGCUGGCGAAAAAGGCCGAGCCAGCUCCGGUGCCCGAACCCGAGCCCGCACCUGCUGAGGCUCCCCCCGCAGAAGCGGCGCCAGCCGAGGUCGCUCCGGUGGAAGCCGCUCCGGCCGCUGAGGCCGCUCCUGCGCCAGAUGCUGCUCCCCCGGCAGAAAGCGCCGCUGCUCCGGCUCCACCCCCUGCCAAAGAAGCUCCGGCAGAAGCUGAAGCCGCUGCCGCUCCGGCUGCAGAAGAGGUCGCUGCGCCUGCGCCAGCUGAACCUGAGAAACCCGCUGACGUCCCCGAGGCUCCCUCUGUGGAAGAAGCCAGUGUCGCCCCACCAGCCGCUUCGGAGCCGGAGGCACCGGCUAAAGCAGAGGAGCCCGCUGAGAAGGCUGCUGCUCCCGCUGCUGUUGAAGCCGAGACGCCUGCCGAGGCCGCUGCUCCUUCAGAAGUAACGUUACCUGCUCCACCUGCUGCUGCCGAGGGCGAGGCGCCGGCCCAGGCCGCUGCCCCCGCUCCUGAGGAGCCCGCUGCUGCCCCAGAGGCAGCCGCCCCUGAGGCUCCCGCUGAUGCUGCUGCCGCACCCCCAGCCGAGGAACCCAAAGCACCUACACCUCCUCCUCCAGAAGCUGCUGCCGCACCCCCAGCCGAGGAACCCAAAGCCCCUACGCCGCCUCCUCCGGAAGUGCCCACCAGCGAGCCUCUUAACGUGAGCGUGGAGGAUGUCAACGACACCACGCUCACGAUCAGAUGGAGACCCCCAGAGAAGAUCGGCUCUGGCCUGGAUGGAUACACCGUGGAGUACUGCAAAGACCAAACGACCGACUGGAUUGUUGCUAACCCUGAGCCCACACCAGCCAACCGCUUGGUGAUCAAAAACCUGACCACCAGCGACCUUCUUCACGUCCGAGUAAUCUCUGUCAACCCCGGCGGCCCCAGCCCCCCAGGGCUCCUAGCUGAACCCGUCAUCGUGCGCGAAGUCGUGGAUCGCCCCAAAAUCCAUCUGCCUCGCAUCCUGAGAACCAGAUAUGUGAAAAAGGUUGGCGAAAAGAUCAACCUUGUCAUCCCCUUUUCGGGCAAACCCAAACCGGUGGUGAGCUGGUCCAAGGACGGCCAGGCCCUGGACGCAAAGACGGUGAACAUCCGCAACACCGACAAGGACAGCAUCCUGUUCAUCCGGCAGGCGGACAGGGUCCACUCGGGCCAGUACGAGAUGUGCGUGAAGGUCGACAGCUUCGAGGACAAGGCCACCAUCACACUGCAGAUCGUCGAACUUCCAGGUCCCCCGACCAGCGUUAAGCUUGUGGACACCUGGGGCUUCAACGCGGCCCUGGAAUGGACCCCGCCCCAGGACAGUGGCAACACAGAAAUCACGGGGUACACCGUUCAGAAAGCCGACAAGAAAACCGGGGACUGGUUCACGGUGCUGGAGCACUAUCACAGGCUCAACGGCACUGUCUCCGACCUCGUCAUGGGCAACACCUACUCCUUCAGAGUCUUCUCCGAGAACAAGGUCGGCCGCAGCGAAGAGGCGGCCGUCACCAAGACAACGGCGCAGAUUCAGAAAAUAGGUGUAAAAUAUGAGCCUGUGGAUUACAAGGAGCGUGACUUCACCGAAGCGCCCAAAUUCACCACUCCCCUCAGUGACCGGGCUGCCACUGUGGGCUACUCCACCAAACUCCUGUGUGCCGUGAGAGGGUAUCCAAAGCCCAAAGUUGAGUGGAUGAAGAACUCCAUGAUCAUCGGCGAGGACCCCAAGUUCAGGAUGAUCAACCAUCAGGGAAUCUGCACCCUGGAGAUCCGCAAGCCGUCCAGCUUCGACGGCGGGGUCUACACCUGCCGGGCGAAGAACCUCCUCGGGGAGGCGGCCGUGGCCUGCAAGCUGGAGGUCAAACAGGUCAUAAACCCUGCCGCUGAAAAGAAGUAAAACACCCCCGCAGCUGAGCAAGUCCAGGAUGUCCAGGUGUGUAGUUUUUGGAAGGAUGAGAAGAGUCGUGUACAUAAAGAAGAUGACCUUGCAAGAUUUAACGUUCCCAUGAAUUUGCUGCAUUCAUCAAGCUACCUUACUGUCUCUUUGCUUUAGUGAGAGCAUUGUAGAUUUAAAAAAAAUGUGGAUAUUUGACAUAAAUUAGUAAGAUGUAGCAGCGGUUUAUGUAGUAGAACUUUUAUUUCUGUUGUUUCCUGUCCUCUGCAGCACGUGUGAUGUAAUAUCUUUAUGGAAGAUGUCCUUGAACAUAUAUAUUGCAAUAAUAUAUGGUUUAAAUCCCA